This is a messenger RNA of Phacochoerus africanus (Common warthog), 3474 nucleotides long. It is a transcript of the gene ATCAY, whose product is annotated as ATCAY kinesin light chain interacting caytaxin. Bases 389 to 1504 code for a protein of 371 amino acids. Gene Ontology annotation, biological process: apoptotic process. The record is from RefSeq and is a predicted model, not a curated record. The transcript has 13 exons. Gene Ontology annotation, cellular component: cytoplasm. Lineage: Eukaryota; Metazoa; Chordata; Mammalia; Artiodactyla; Suidae.
CUUAAGGAAGCCGAUCCUCUGCCCGCUGGAUCUGGCAAGAAUACCUCGGAGGCACGAGCUGCGACGAUGACAGGGGACGCUGCCGCAGCCAAGCGAAGGGGAGCCGACCCCUAGCUGCAAGCCGUUCUCCACCCCUGGACAAAAGCGCCCAUCUGCGCCCGUCACAUUGCUCUGGGUGACCUUCCUUGGAUGCAGAGUCCGCCCCUGCGUGCAUCUUCCUCGGAUGCUCUGAAGGCCGGGGAACCGCGCUCUGAAGACGAGGGAUGCCAGGCUGCAUCCUCCCACGGCUGGUCUUUGUUUGCGAGUAAACGGGAGAGGCCGCGGAGGUAGCCGGGACUCACGCGGAGGAUUCAUCCUUGCUUCAAGUCGACGCCUUUUCCAAGCUCCCAUGGGGACCACUGAAGCCACACUCCGGAUGGAAAACAUGGACGUGAAGGAAGAAUGGCAGGAUGAAGCUCUGCCCAGGCCACUCCCGGAAGACACGGGGAUAGACUUGCUUGGCAGUCCUGCAGAAGACACGUCCUCCCCUCCCAACACACUAAACUUCAACGGGGCUCAUCGUAAGCGAAAGACGCUCGUUGCCCCUGAAAUCAACAUUUCCCUGGACCAGAGUGAGGGCUCCCUGCUGUCUGAUGACUUCCUGGACACCCCUGAUGACCUGGAUAUCAAUGUGGAUGACAUCGAGACCCCGGAUGAGACCGACUCACUGGAGUUCCUGGGGAACGGCAAUGAGCUAGAGUGGGAAGAUGACACCCCUGUGGCCGCCGCCAAGAACAUGCCUGGAGAUAGCGCCGAUCUGUUUGGGGAUGGCUCGGCUGAGGACGGCAGUGCCGCCAAUGGGCGUCUCUGGCGGACGGUGAUCAUCGGAGAACAGGAACACCGAAUUGACUUGCACAUGAUCCGGCCCUACAUGAGGGUGGUGACGCAUGGAGGAUACUAUGGUGAAGGCCUCAAUGCCAUCAUCGUCUUCGCUGCCUGCUUCCUCCCGGACAGCAGCCUCCCCGACUACCACUACAUCAUGGAGAACCUCUUCCUGUAUGUCAUCAGCAGUUUGGAACUCCUGGUGGCGGAGGAUUACAUGAUUGUGUACCUAAAUGGUGCCACCCCCAGGCGGAGGAUGCCUGGCAUUGGCUGGCUGAAGAAGUGUUACCAGAUGAUCGACAGGAGAUUGCGGAAAAACCUAAAGUCCUUAAUCAUCGUCCACCCGUCCUGGUUCAUCCGCACCGUGCUGGCCAUCUCCCGCCCUUUCAUCAGCGUCAAGUUUAUCAACAAGAUCCAGUAUGUUCAUAGCUUGGAAGAUCUGGAGCAGCUCAUCCCCAUGGAGCAUGUGCAGAUCCCAGACUGCGUGCUACAGUAUGAAGAGGAACGGCUGAAGGCCAGGAGAGAGAGUGCGAGGCCACAGCCAGAGUAUGUCCUGCCCAGGUCUGAAGAGAAGGCAGAGUCGGCUCUGGCAGACGACAGGUCUUCUCUGGCUACAGAAGAUCAGGAAACAAGCAUGUCCUGAGAUGAUGUGAGCACAGAGGAGGACAUGAAAGAAGAUCCCAGAUACCAAGAAACCUCUGUCAGAUGUCCUCUGGCCCUGGAUCUUGUCCUUGCCUCAUCCUGACUCACAGACUUGGGGGUGGGGGGUACCUGUCUCCUCCAUUCAUCUCUGAAACCCAGCAUCCUCUCUAGCUGCUUGAAAACAUUUUUUUAAUGAUGCAGUAUUAGUGCAUUCUGGAAAAGGACCCAGUUCUCAGCCCUUCACCCUCCCACACUCAUGAGCUCACAGCCAAGAAGGGCAAGAAAUGUUGAGUGUGGCACAUGCGUCCUUGGUGGCCUCAGAGACCUCUCCCACUGCACAAAAUCCUGGUCAGGAUCCUUCUCUUGCUUGUCACCUGGCCCAGAUUGGAACCACAGAUGCCCACCAACUCCCUGGCCAGGACUGGAUUCCUUCUUGUGCCUUUCCUCCCAGAAUGGCCCCUGCAGCCCUGGGCAUCUGGCCUGGAAGUUCAGCUCCCCACACCAAGCAGCACCAAGCCCUGGGUACCACCCAGCCUUUGACCUCAUAGCUCUUCCUUUGACCAGCCCCCCUCAUCUCCUAUAACUCCCACCUUCUUAGGGAGCAUCGGAGCCCACAGCACUGAUAAUCACCCUAGUCCUACAAUUGUAGAAUCACACCCCCCUCAAUCUAGAACAUUCUCAAGCCCCUUGAAUGUGGAGGCCACACCACAGGGCAAUCCUGAUCAAUACCUCCUACUGAGGGUAUAAGCCUCCCCAUUUCCCCAAUCCCCCCACCCCCAGCACGGAGUUGGGAUGCAUCCCUCAGGCUCCCACCAAGAGCAGUGGCUGAGAAACCAGCUCUGAAAUAAGGUCGUCCCAGAAACACAGACAAAGAAAAAGGAAGAUACAGGGUACUGGACAUUUGAGUGCUACGAAUGACACUUAGGAAAAUAAAUCCCAAUGGCCUGGAUGCUAUGGCCACCUACAUUCAAGGGAGACAAUUUUCCUUAGGACAAAAAACAAACUUUUCCAAUGUGGUCCAAACACCAGCCAGGUGGGCUCUAGAGGGAGUAAUUUCCCCGUCCCUAGAUCCAUUCAAGAAAAUGCUGGAUGGUGCUUGCAGAAAGUGGUCCUCUGCAGUCCCCUCCAAUCCUGAGUCUAUUUCUAUGAAUCUGAGCAAAAGUUGAGCAGGCGCAUUGUCUGGCCCCUCUUCCCGGCUCUGUAGCCGGCUCCUUAGUGGGUGUCAUCCAGGUUUGGUUGACCCCCCUUCCCCAAUAAUUUCACAGUAGGAGAUUCUUGUUCUCAGUGGACAUCAAUGGGAUGAGUUUUAGGUUAUUCCAACUGUGGGAGGGGGCUAGUGGCAUUCAGUGCUGAGGAAGAGGAGUGGCAGUGCUUCCUCGUGCCACCCCGAAUGCUAGUCCAUCCCACCCUCAAAGAGCCUGCAGCCUAAAGAUUCUGACUGCACAAGAAAUUCCAACAUGGACCCCCAGUUCACAGUGGCCCACCCACCACCCCUCCGGACCACCAGCAGCCAUAGUCCUCGGGCAAGUGGGACCAAGGACCCCAACUGUACCACAACAGCCCCUCCAGAAUAGAGACUCCCAUGGAGGCUGUUGCCAGGCCAGCCACAUGUCAACAGGUGUUUGAAGUUCCACAGCACAGCUCCAUCCAAAUGGGGCCACUGUGUCCAGGCCACCUGCCACCUGCACCCUUCAAAAUUGGCUUUGUGAAAGAUUUGCAUCUGUGGGGCAGUUUUGGCUAAAAUGCAAUGGAUGCCAAGCUCUCACUAUAAAGGGAUCUUGGGUUUCCUCUUGUGACACAUGGGACACGUCAUAAGUCCCCAGAGUCCUAGUUCACACACCCAUCCUUCUGACAGUGAGUUUUGCAGUUUUUAAAAAAACAAAAACAAUUCAUGAUGAUUACUUUCGUGAUGUGAAGACAUCAUUUCCAUGAGCUUUGGGGGAUUUUUAUGUGAAAUAAAUAAACUAUAAC